Amphiprion ocellaris (clown anemonefish) is the source of this 7121-nucleotide messenger RNA. It is a transcript of the gene adamts5, whose product is annotated as A disintegrin and metalloproteinase with thrombospondin motifs 5. Bases 301 to 3192 code for a protein of 963 amino acids. The transcript has 8 exons. NCBI's taxonomy places the organism in Eukaryota, Metazoa, Chordata, Actinopteri, Pomacentridae. The record is from RefSeq and is a predicted model, not a curated record. Gene Ontology annotation, molecular function: metalloendopeptidase activity; zinc ion binding. Gene Ontology annotation, biological process: extracellular matrix organization; proteolysis.
AAGGGGGCAGGACUUUUUCUCUCCGGGUCCUAUUAAGAGCAAACUUUGUGUUUUUGUUCUCCAAGUUCAGCUCAGUGCUCUCCAGCCUGCACACACUCCCGCUCUGCUGCGCUUUCUUCUUUCCCAUUUUCCUUCCUCAAUGGUUUUGUUUGGCCGCCCGUUGGUCACCACUCAGUGUUUUUGCAUGGGGGAUCCGGACACCGAGAGGAUGCGCUUUCUGGAGGAGCAAAAAGUUGUCUCUUCGGCCGCUCCUGGUUUGUUUUAGAGGAUACAUAGAUGCUUUUCGGGUUGGAAUGAACAAUGGUGCGGCUCCUUGGUGCUCUGGCCGGGGGCAUGCUCUGGUUUCGGCUACUGUUGCUGUGCGUCGUGGAGUUGGAGCUGGGAGCCGGCGCUUCUACUUUCCAAGGUUUCUAUCUUCCACCUGCGAGCGGCUCGCUUCUCGCACCUGCCCGGAGGACCGACGGGGUGGUGCGGACCAUUGACCGGAUUUACCACGGAGGAGGGAAGGUUGGGUACCUGGUGUACCUGGAUGGGAGCCGCUUUCAGCUGGACAUGGAGCGGGAUGAGUCGGUGCUGUCGCAUCACUUCAGCCCCCAGUAUGUGCUUGCUAUGAUGGGUCAGAGCCCUGCGCCCGUGCAGCGGGAGUGCGUGUACCGCGGGACAGUGAACUCCAACUCGGAGUCUCUGGCCGUGUUCAACCUGUGCGGAGGAGGUCUGGAGGGCUUCUUCGCCGUGAACCAGUCGCGCUACACCAUCACGCCGAUCAUCAGGGCGAAAGGACACGAGCACGACGUGCGCGCCCUGCAGGACAAGGACGCGGAGAGCGCGCUCCACGUGUUCACGCGCGAAAGUUUCAGUUUCGAGGCCAUGGGCGAGGGACGCGAGAGCUGCGGGACGCGCGACAGGCGCAGAGGACGCAGGGAUGCGGCGGGAACACGGCGGCGCAGAGGUCGCGGGAAGGCGAGACGGGACGGACGGGGGCUCAGCAGGGAGAGCGCAGAUGGACGGGACUGGUGGAGCCGGUUCGCCAAAGCAGCCGCUCCGGAGCCUGGCGCACGGCGCAAGAGGUCGGUGUCCCGCGCCAGGCACGUGGAGCUGCUCCUGGUGGCGGAUGACACCAUGAUCAAGAAAUACGGCAAAGACUUGAACCACUAUCUGCUCACACUGGCCUCCAUCGCAUCCAAGCUGUACGGACAUGCCAGCAUCGAGAACCCGAUCCGGCUGUCGGUGGUGAAGGUGGCCACGGUGGGUGAGAAGGAGAAGGGGCUGGAGGUGUCCAAGAACGCGGCAGCGACGCUCAAGAGCUUCUGCAAGUGGCAGAACCAGCAGAACCCGCUGGAUGAUGACCACCAGCAUCACCAUGACGCCGCCAUCCUCUUCACCAGGCAGGACCUCUGUGGCCACCACUCCUGCGACACCCUGGGAAUGGCGGACGUCGGCACCAUCUGCUCUCCGGAGAGAAGCUGUGCUGUCAUCGAGGACGACGGGCUUCACGCUGCGUUUACUGUCGCGCAUGAGAUAGGUCACCUGCUCGGUUUGUCCCAUGACGACUCCAAGUUCUGCGAGGAGCGUUUCGGAGUGAACAGCGACAAGCGGCUCAUGUCGUCCAUCCUCACCUCCAUCGACGCCUCCAAACCCUGGAGCCGCUGCACCUCGGCAACCAUCACAGACUUCUUCGACGACGGCAACGCCGAGUGUCUCCUUGAUUCCCCACGUCAGCCCCUUCUGGGCCCUGAGGAGCUACCAGGGCAGAGCUAUGACGCCGUCCGGCAGUGUCGCCUGGCCUUCGGACCCGAGUACACGGUCUGCCCAGGCAUGGACGUAUGUUCCCGGCUGUGGUGCGCCGUGAUUCGCCAGGGACAGAUGGUGUGCUUGACCAAGAAGCUGCCGGCGGUGGAGGGAACGCCCUGCGGGAAGGGACGCAUCUGCCUGCAGGGAAAAUGUGUGGACAAGACCCGCAAGAAGCACUACUCGGCGUCCAACCACGGCAGCUGGAGCUCUUGGGGUCCUUGGGGUUCAUGUUCGAGAACUUGCGGAGGUGGGGUGCAGUUCGCUCAGCGUCUGUGCAACAACCCGCCACCUCGGAACAACGGGCGCUACUGCACGGGGAAGAGAGCCAUCUACCGGUCCUGCAACGUCACACCAUGCCCGGCAUCGAAUAAGACUUUCCGCCAGGAGCAGUGUGAGGUGCGCAACGGUCCCCAGACGGAUCCUAAAGGGGUGAAGACUUUCGUUGAGUGGGUGCCGAAGUACGCCGGAGUUCUACCUAAAGAUGUGUGCAAGUUGACCUGCAGGGCGAAAGGAACCGGAUACUAUGUGGUGUUCUCUCAGAGGGUGGUGGAUGGGACCGAGUGUCGUCCUUACAGCAGCUCGGUGUGCGUAAAAGGCAGAUGUGUGCGGACGGGCUGCGACGGCAUCAUCGGUUCCAAGCUCCAGUUUGACAAGUGUGGGAUAUGUGGAGGAGACAGCAUGGGAUGUAUACGAGUAGUGGGAAACUUCACCAAGAAGAGUAAGGGCUACACUGAUGUCGUGAAGAUCCCUGCAGGCUCUACUCACAUCAAGGUCCGGCAGCACAAGGCCAAAGACCAGACCCGCUACACCGCCUACCUGGCCAUCCGACGGCCCAACGGCGAGUACCUCCUCAACGGCAAGUUCAUGAUCUCCACCUCCGAGACAAUCAUCCCCCUCAACGGCUCGGUGCUCAACUACAGCGGCUGGAGCCAAAGGGACGAGUGGCUCCACAGCAUGGGCCCCGGGGCUCUGCUGGAACCGUUAGUCAUCCAGAUUCUAGCUACGGACGCCAAAAAGCCACUGGAUGUUCGCUAUAGCUUCUUCAUGCCCCGAUGGACAGCACCGCAGCAGCCGGCGCCUCCGCUCAUCCCAAAGUCCACGCCUUCGCAGAGCACUAUGACAGCGUCAACCACGACGAGGACCACCACCAGCAGCACCACUACCACUUCCUCCGCUCCUCCUGUUCUGGUCCCAGGGCCACCUACAGCUCCAGGUCAUUCAACACCAACCCCAGGGCCGCAGUGGGUAACGGGGCCCUGGAUGAUCUGCUCCAGGACUUGUGACACUGGUUGGCAGAGCCGGACAGUGCAGUGUAAGGACCAGGAUGGGAAACUGUCUAAAGGCUGCGUACUGGGCGCCCGGCCCUCUGCCUUCAAACACUGUCUGGUGAAGAAAUGUUGAGGGGGCCGGAGAGGGAGUGAAUUUUAAAACAAUUUGUAGGAACAAGUUGUAAUCUGUACAUCUCAUAAAGGUCUCAAGUGCUGGAUGGAUGUAGCACUAUGAACUAUUCAGACGUAGAAGCUUGAACGGGACUGUGAAUGUUGGCGGAGAGCGCCGGGACCAGACACAAAGAGACUCAAAGACAGGUUGGCAUGGAUGUACCCGACUAUAUGCCAGAGGAAGGACCUGGAGUCAUAGAGACUAUGCAGAGCACGACUAGAACGGAGGACAGUUUCCACACCAUAGUGACGAGUAUCGCCCUGGCAUAGCUAAAGUUGCAUGUCAUUUCCACAUGGACAAUAAGUGAUUGUCUUUACUUGAGUCUCCAAACUGUGGAGGCUUAGUGUGUGUUGCUCUGUAACGGCAUGCGUGUUGUGUCUUUGUAUGCUUCCUUGUCUUCUAAUCACUGUGGGAAUUUGGAAGUCACACUUCUUUUGUCAUGAGUGUGUCCAAGACAAGAGCCCCAACCACAGGAAGCAAUCGUUUCUUCAUCUUGCCGUCGUUUCUGGCCGUACGGUAACCCCGAUCCAUCACCGUCAUACCAUCCUAGGUGAUCAUCUCCUGAUGUUUUAGUGACUAAGUAGACCAUAAAAACUGUUGGAAACACAAUAGCUGAAAAAAGGCAAUUCUGACCAAGGAAGGCCUCUACUAUUAGAUUCUAAUAAAUGGUGAUCUUCUUCAUUCCCAGUGCAUAUCGGUAUUCUCCCCAUUCUACCUGGUGUGACUGUGCAUUGGUGGUUUGAUCCUUGUCCUCAUGUUGAGGUCCAAAAAGACCUUAAAUUUGCUCCUGACGUGAGCGUAGCACCUUGCACGGCACCUUUGUUGCAAUCGGUGUUCAAUAAGGUGAUUGAGAAACAGAAUGUAAAGUGCUUUGGAACUGCUAAGCUAAUAAAAGUGCUAUACGAGUGCAGACCAUUUACCAUCUCUUGUUGAGAAAUGUGGUUGAAAUGUUCAAGUUACAGAGGAUGUAAAUACGUAUGAUGGCUCUGGAUUAGGGUUACCAAUAUGUCCCAACUAUAAGCAGGCGUCAUAUUGAGAACACCCCCCAAAAAAGCUGAUUGAAAUGAUUGUUCAGGCUGCACUGGAGGAUUCUUUGACGGCAAAGAACGAACUGGGAAACCCUGACAUUUUUUUUACUGGAUUAUAUCCGAACAGCAGUUAUUUUGUACAAAGAUAAGGAGCUAAUCAAUCAUAUGCAGUAAGUCUCUUGACCCCAAGUAUCCCUUCUACUGAAUCUGAUAAUCACCUGUACAGUGUAGAAACAGCAGCAUUGCAUCAUGGGAAAGAAACCAACAAAGCUGCGAAGUAACAAUGACACUCCUUAACGGUUAUGGAGGUAAAUGAUGACUCACAGGUUUGGGGCAAUGCUUGAUUUUUAUGCUUGUGUAGUGCGCAAGUGUGUCUUCAUUAAGCACAUACAGUAUGUACCGUGAACAUGAGUUUUUUUGUUUUUUUAGUUCUCUACUGCGUCCUGAAGCUUCUCACUCUCAGUUCCACUUGUAUCAAUCAUUAUGCUGGUGCUGGGAGGACUGUUUUUUGUGUUGGUUAAUAUCUGUUUGUUUAUCUGUUUAGGAAAUGAUGCUAAUUUGACAAUGUGUGCCCUGGAUACUCGCAACGACAGCAAGACAGAUACUAAUGCAGUCAUCACAGUCCUUUUGCAAUUCAACUCUUUCUUCGGUCUUUUCAUCCAUGGUCUUUCACUAGUUUUACAUUCUGUAUUUGUUUUUGUUUUUUUAGCACUGAUGGGUGGAGUUGGCCACAGUACAAAACUUCUGAGUUUGCCACGAAAAAGUUGCAGCACGGUGAUCAUGUUACAUCUGGUGGAGGAUAUUGAAAGGUCAGGAAUCCCAAGAGAAAUUGCAGGUUUUUGAAGCUAGAGCCUGAGCAAGAGCUUCAUGGAAUUUAAGUUGUUCACAAGUUUACAAAAAAUACACUCAAAAUUGCAUUGAAAUAAUAAUAAUAAGAACUUAUAACUCCAUAAAGAUUGCUUUAGUUAUUUUUUUGACAAUUUGCAGACCUCAUUGGUCUUCAUUAAAUAUUUUUAUUAUAAUUUUUGGCCAUUUUUAUGCCUUUGUAGUAGCAGCAGAGAGAGAAAAAGUGGGAAAAGAGAGGAGGGAAAUGGCAUGCAGCAAAGGAACCUCGAACCAGAGACUCCCUGCUCAGCACAUUUGAACCCCUCUGUUAUGACCUUAAACCCCUCAGCUGUCGGGUCGCCCCACCGUCAGCGACUUUAUUAGAACUACUUUCUACCGUAGCAACAGUCUCAGUGACAGCUGGGGAACACUUGUUGGAAGUACUGUUGUUUAAUUAAAGAAGAGGCUGAACAUUUUUGGAAAAGCACAACAGUUAGAUGAGACAAUCAGCACCGCCAAGAUACAGUUCAGUAAGAUUAGCAGCUAGCUAGCUUGGCUCUGUCUAAAAAUUGUAAAAUGGGAAUACAAGCAUUGCUACAGUUCACUAAUUAGUACACGCUGUCUUGUUUAUUUGCUGUUUUAAAUCAAAAAUUUACCCCAAUUUGCUGCUGUUUCCCAUCUCAGUGCUAGGCUAAGCUAACAAGCUGUAAAACUUCUCAACUGACUCUAUGCUGUGAUUCAAGUUGGAUCUAUCCAAUAAUAAUAUUAUUAUUAUUAUUAUUAUUAAUAAUAAUAAUAAUAAUAAUAAUAAUAAUAAUAAUAAUAAUAAUAAUAAUAAAUUCUUGUUUAAAGUCAACGGUAAAAAUGUACCCCAGUUUGCCCAUGUUUCCCAUCUAAAUGCUAAGCUAAGCUAACAGACCGCUGGCUUCAUGUAUGAGUGUGGUAUCAAACCGCUCAGCUAACUCCUGACAGGACAGCAAAUAAGUGCAUUUCCAGAGAUAUUUCAUGUAACUUCUGUGAACCAAGUCCUCCACCGAUCCUCAUAAUAUAACAUAAUUGUUUCCGUCCAUUAAAUGCAAUGUUAAACCUGGAUACAGUUAGAGAAGAUUAGCAUCGGGCUAGUUCAGCUCUGUCCAAAGGUUGAAAACCUUGUUUAUUUACUUUUCACAACAAUCAAAAGGUAAAAACUGAGCUUAGUUUGCAGUUGAUUCCUGUAUUAAUGCUAAGCUAAGCUAACUGGCUGCUGGCUGCAGAGUAUAUUUGAGUGUGGUGUCAAUCUUCUCAGCUAACUCUCAGCAAAUCAGCUAAAAUGUAGGUGAAGCUGAGAAAAUAUGAACAUUUGGGUAAACUAAUCCUUUAAAAAUCCUUCCAGAUUCAUUGCAUAAGAAGCUGCAUUAAGAGUGUCAGUAAUGUGCUUCAGCAUGAGGAUAUUUUUGCGUAAUACAAUGUAAAGUUAAUUACAUACCUUCUGAUCCACUGCAAUACCUUCCUGUAUUUGUGUUAAAAUAUCUGGCAGCCGUUAUGUUUUCCUGUGUGGCAAACCUCACCCAUCUGGCACCCUCGCAGGAGAAAACAAAGCGUGAGAAGCAUUUUCAGAUCCCAAGUCCUCCCUUCUCCCCUCACAUGUCCAGAUUUAUUUACACAAUGUAGACAUGUUUGUACGACAAAUAGAUCUUCCAUAUAUGUGUUAGUAUUCAAGCAUAUUUAAACAGAAAAUGUACACGUAACGAUGCAUCGUCUACACAAUUUUUGAGUAUUUCCAACUCACACACACUCACACAACCUACUCUGACUCUUCCACUGGGGAGACCGACGACAGAAAACACAGCACUGAACUUGUAAUUUAUUGUUUGUACAACUGCUAUGUGUGAAUAAAAAAAAACAAUGAGAUGAGUUUUAUUUAUUAUAGUAAUUUUGUAUCAAAUUACUAUUUAACUUAGGAACAUGACUGUGCAGAAUCAUUCCUUUGUAAGAAAAUAGUGUUUUCUUUUCUAGUCAUACACAUGAAUAUAUGUAUAUAAAAUCUAUAUAUUUAAA